Messenger RNA from Oncorhynchus masou masou (cherry salmon), 4587 nucleotides. Its product is annotated as LIX1-like protein. Gene Ontology annotation, biological process: autophagosome maturation. Gene Ontology annotation, cellular component: cytoplasm. Lineage: Eukaryota; Metazoa; Chordata; Actinopteri; Salmoniformes; Salmonidae. The coding region runs from base 133 to 1230 and encodes 365 amino acids. The record is from RefSeq and is a predicted model, not a curated record. The transcript has 6 exons.
CUAAACGGAUUGGCAGGAUACAUUAUUCUCCGUGAGGAAAACAGUGAUUUUAUUUAUCACUGUCUUUUUUUGUUGCGUUGUUUUCAUUUUCUAUUACAAUAUCAGCGGGGAAACCAGUAUUUUCAUCACGAAAUGUCUCUAUUACCCCAUACUGUUGACGUUUACGCUUCAACAAUGGAAUCUAUCCGCCCUCAGCGACUUCAACCAGGGAUAGGAUUUGGAGGUGGAUUGACUGGGACCCUACGGUCUUCUCUCCGGCCUGGGGUUACAAUGCCAACCGCACCUCUACUGCCUCCCCCGGCCUCUUUAUGUGCUUCCUCUGGGCCGCCACCGCCGCUUCAACUGCACAGUCUUCACGGCACUAUUGGGAGUGCGGGGCUCGGAACAGGGAUGGCUGGAUUCGGUCUAUGUAAUCCAGGGAACCCGGCGGUUUUGAAGGAGGCGGUGGAGGCUGUUGUUCGGAGUUUUGCGAAGCAUACGCAGGGCUAUGGCAGAGUGAACGUGGUGGAAGCCUUGCAAGAGUUCUGGCAGAUGAAGCAGUCAAGAGGGGCAGACCUCAGGAAUGGGGCGCUGGUGGUGUACGAGAUGGUCCCAUCAAACAACCCACCCUAUGUUUGUUACGUCAGUCUUCCAGGGGGAAGCUGCUUUGGGAGUUUCCAGUUUUGUCCAACCAAGGCCGAGGCAAGACGUAGUGCUGCCAAAAUCGCUCUGAUGAACUCGGUUUUCAACGAGCAUCCUUCCCGCCGCAUCACAGAUGACUUCAUUGAGAAGAGUGUAUGUGAGGCGCUGGCCUCCUUUAAUGGAAACCGAGAAGAGGCAGACAACCCCAGCACAGGUAUCGGGGCGUUUCGCUUCAUGCUGGAGUCCAACAAAGGAAAGUCAAUGCUGGAGUUUCAGGAAUUGAUGACAGUCUUUCAGCUGCUGCACUGGAAUGGAAGCCUGAAGGCCAUGAGAGAGAGACAAUGCUCCCGUCAAGAAGUGCUGGCUCACUACUCCCAUCGGGCGCUGGAUGAUGACAUGCGUACCCAAAUGGCUGCUGAUUGGGUGAACCGGGAGCAAGGUUUGGCUAGCACCAUCGCCCAGGAGGUGGCGGCAACAGAUCAAGAACUUGAGGAGGCCAGGCUGGCCGGUCAGGAGCUGCGCUUCCACAAGGAAAAGAAGGACAUCCUUAUGCUGGCUGUUGGCCAACUGGGUGCAGCCAACAAUACCACCCUGCCUUCAACCUGCUAGGUAUACGCUGGAUUACAACCCCAUAACUAGAUUCACUUCAAUCUUCCCACAUUGAUUUUCCCCUCGUGAUUCUCAAAAGUCUCCAUAGGUGUGGAAAAAGUUCUAGUAACUCUGCAUAGCUUCCACUAUAUGGCUUUUACCUAUUCAGUCUGACAGAUCUGCCCGUUUGGAGUCAAGGACAGAUGGAAGGAAGUUGGUUUUGAAUCUGGCCUUAGAUGGAACAGUGGCAGCCAUUUAGGAGCUUUGAAUUAUAAACAGUUAGUGUUUUUCCAGCCAGUGCUAACACACCUGAUUCAGCUAAUGAAAGUCUUGACAAUAAGUUGAUUAGUUGAAUCAGAUAUGUUAGCGCUGGUUUAGAACAAAGUCUUGCACAUGCUAUGGGUCUUCAGGACCACGACUGAAGAAUUGUUACAUAAAAGUUUAAGUAAUUGAGGUCAUUUUGUGCUGCCAAAUUGUUGAGUUUGUGAAAUUCACAUGGAAUAAUGAACUGUUACGAUUCUUCUCAUUCCCUUUCUAUACUUGUAGACAACUCUACCACAUGGGUGGAAUUAAAUCCCAGGACCUGCCUUUGCUAAUGAUUGUACAUGACAUCAUCUCAAGGAUAUUGUCACAGAAAGAUCUUACACACCAAACUAGACCAAUGUCUGUCACUUAAAUCUAUCUCACUAGAUUUUCUGCAUGAAGGAUUUUGAAAGUUAUUUGAAUAUUACAUAAUUUACGCACAUACAGUUGAAGUCGGAAGUUUACAUACACCUUAGCCAAAUACAUUUAAACUCAGUUUUUCACAAUUCCUCACAUUUAAUCCAAGUAAAAAUUCCCUGUCUUAGGUCAGUUAGGAUCACCAAUUUAUUUUAAGAAUGUGAAAUGUCAGAAUAAUAGUAGAGAAAAUGAUUUAUUUCAGCUUUUAUUUCUUUCUUCACGUUCCCAGUUGGUCAGACGUUUACAUACACUCAAUUGGUAUUUGGUAGCAUUGCCUUCAAUUGUUUAACUUGGGUCAAACAUUUCGGGUAGCCUUCCACAAGCUACCCACAAUAAUAUGGGUGAAUGUUGGCCCAUUCCUCCUGACAGAGUUGGUGUAACUGAGUCAGGUUUGUAGGCAUCCUUGCUCGCACACAAUUUUUCAGUUCUGUCCACAAAUGUUCUAUAGGAUUGAGGUCAGGGCUUUGUGAUGGCCACUCCAAUACCUUGACUUUGUUGUCCUUAAGCCAUUUUGUCACACCAAUUCCUUCUGCUGCAAAGCACCCCCACAACAUGAUGCUGCCACCCCCGUGCUUCACGGUUGGGAUGGUGUUCUUCGGCUUGCAAACAUCCCUCUUUUUCCUCCAAACAUAAUGAUGGUCAUUAUGGCCAAACAGUUCUAUUUUUGUUUCAUCAGACAUCAGAGGACAUUUCUCCAAAAAGUACGAUCUUUGUCCCCAUGUGCAGUUGCAAACCGUAGUCUGGCUUUUUUAAUGGCAGUUUUGGAGAAGUGGCUUCUUCCUUGCUGAGCGGCCUUUCAGGUUAUGUCGAUAUAGGACUCGUUUUACUGUGGAUAUAGAUACUUUUGUGUCCGUUUCCUCCAGCAUCUUCACAAGGUCCUUUGCUGCUAUUCUGGGAUUGAUUUGCACUUUCCUCACCAAAGUACGUUAAUUUCUAGGAGACAGAACGCAUCUCCUUCCUGACUGGAUUGACGGCUGAGUGGUCCCAUGGUGUUUAUACUUGCGUUCUAUUGUUUGUACAGAUGAACGUGGUACUGUCAGGCAUUUCGAAAUUGCUCCCAAGGAUGCUGCAGACUUGUGGAGGUCUCCAAUUUUUUUUCUGGGGUCUUGGCUGAUUUCUUUUGAUUUUCCAAUGAUGUCAAGCAAGGAAGCACUGUGUUUGAAGGUAGGCCUUGAAGUACAUCCACAGGUAUACCUCCAAUAGACUCAAAUGUCAAUUAGCCUAUCAGAAGCUUCUAAUCUCUUGAAAUCAUUUUUUGGAAUUUUCCAAGCUGUUUAAAGGCACAGUCAACUUAGUGUAUGUAAACAUCUGACCAACUGGAAUUGUGAUACAGUGAAUUAUAUGUGACAUCGUCUGUCUGUAAGGAAUUGUUGGAAAAAUGACUUACAGUGCCUUGUGAAAGUAUUCGGCCCCCUUGAACUUUGCGACCUUUUGCCACAUUUCAGGCUUCAAACAUAAAGAUAUAAAACUGUAUUGUUUUGUGAAGAAUCAACAACAAGUGGUACACAAUCAUGAAGUGGAACGACAUUUAUUGGAUAUUUCAAACUUUUUUAACAAAUCAAAAACUGAAAAAUUGGGCGUGCAAAAUUAUUCAGCCCCUUUACUUUCAGUGCAGCAAAAAGUACAAAAAGAUUUCCCAAGCUUUAAACAUCCCAAGGAGCACUGUGCAAGCGAUAAUAUUGAAAUGGAAGGAGUAUCAGACCACUGCAAAUCUACCAAGACCUGGCCGUCCCUCUAAACUUUCAGCUCAUACAAGGAGAAGACUGAUCAGAGAUGCAGCCAAGAGGCCCAUGAUCACUCUGGAUGAACUGCAGAGAUCUACAGCUGAGGUGGGAGACUCUGUCCAUAGGACAACAAUCAGUCGUAUAUUGCACAAAUCUGGCCUUUAUGGAAGAGUGGCAAGAAGAAAGCCAUUUCUUAAAGACAUCCAUAAAAAGUGUUGUUUAAAGUUUGCCACAAGCCACCUGGAGACACGCCAAACAUGUGGAAGAAGGUGCUGUGGUCAGAUGAAACCAAAAUUGAACUUUUUGGCAACAAUGCAAAACGUUAUGUUUGGCGUAAAAGCAACACAGCUCAUCACCCUGAACACACCAUACCCACUGUCAAACAUGGUGGUGGCAGCAUCAUGGUUUGGGCCUGCUUUUCUUCAGCAGGGACAGGGAAGAUGAUGGAGCCAAAUACAGGACCAUUCUGGAAGAAAACCUGAUGGAGUCUGCAAAAAACCUGAGACUGGGACGGAGAUUUGUCUUCCAACAAGACAAUGAUCCAAAACAUAAAGCAAAAUCUACAAUGGAAUGGUUCAAAAAUAAACAUAUCCAGGUGUUAGAAUGGCCAAGUCAAAGUCCAGACCUGAAUCCAAUCGAGAAUCUGUGGAAAGAACUGAAAACUGCUGUUCACAAAUGCUCUCCAUCCAACCUCACUGAGCUCGAGCUGUUUUGCAAGGAGGAAUGGGAAAAAAUUUCAGUCUCUCGAUGUGCAAAACUGAUAGAGACAUACCCCAAGCGACUUACAGCUGUAAUCGCAGCAAAAGGUGGCACUACAAAGUGUUAAUUUAAGGGGGCUGAAUAAUCUUGCACGCCCAAUUUUUCAGUUUUUGAUUUGUUAAAAAAGUUUGAAAUAUCCAAUAAAUGUCGUUCCACUUCAUGAUUGUGUCCCACU